AUACUCGAGUCGGCUGCCUGUUCCCUUACGUAAAAUCUGUUUUUGGGAUCAACUGGGUUACGUGUAAUAAUGUUUUACAUACUGGGCGUGAAUCUCAUCAGCUUUUGGUUUCACAGAUAUGAAGACAUUUGAGAUGGCAGAUUGCAGCUAAGGGACAGGGAUGUCGAAGCGCUGUUGCCCCUGGUCCGAUGGGACUCCCCAGAGGAAAACCUGUGUGAAAGAUGGGGCAGUGGCGGGGGAGGCUGAAAGAAAGGCUGUCUAUGAGCACACUAGAGCGUUGUUAUUCUCUGGUGCCCGCUCUUUGCAACUUUCUCCCACUCCUACCGUGUCUUCUUCUCCCUCGGCACGACGGGGCACAGCUAGGGGCCAGAUGCGAAUAGGGUCCAGGGGAGAAUUACUCCAGAGCCCUGAGAAUGCAGGUGACCCACCAUCCUCCCCUGCCUGCACCUUGUGUGAGCGCCCCCUGCAGGCCAGCGACUCCUGUGUGCGCUGUGAGAAGGUGGUGUGCGUGCAGUGCCAGCGACGUUGUUCUCUGUGCCUCCGGACUCACUGUUUCAUCUGCUGCCAGCCCAAUUACAAUGAACGCUACGAACGGAUGACCUGCAUCCACUGCCUGACGGAGUAGCUGUGGUGCCCUCUAGUGGCCGUUCUUGGAAUUUUAUGCCGAAAGCACCCUUUGUCCUGUUUGUGUCUCUUCAGUUGAUUAUGUCUUUAAAAGGUGUCAUUUCAUGAUUGAAUAAAAAAUGUGCAUUCCUCUACCCCCCAUAUUGUAAUCAUCACAUCAAGCACAUACUGACCUCACAAUCUGAAAAACAUUGCUGGGAUGUGCUGUUUGGUCAUUCCUGUAAAUUUUUGGUGCUGUGGAACAGUAAUAGUCUAUGUAAUUGAUGUUUAAAAUACUACAUAUUGUUAAUUUAAUUUAAUUUUAUGAAACUGACAGCUACUAAAUGUGAACCGUUCUCCAUGAAACAAAAAUACAAGUUUUAAACAGAAACUUCAGUAGGUCCAUACAGCAUUCCGGUCAUGUCAAACAAUAAUGAAUUAAAUGUGAAGACUUUUAUCUUCUUUUUCAAGCAAAGUUUGUGAGUUGUGUCUGUGCUUUAUCCAUGUUUUCUAUUUGUGCUUGGCCAUCACAAGUUAUAUAUCUUCAUAUGGAAUUUCUCAUGAAAAAUGUCUUUAAUGUGGUGCCUGUUGGGUCCAUUUGUACGUAUUUUUUUUAUUAACUUUGCUGUCUGUAUUAAUAAUGUUGAUUAUAAAGUAUCGAACCUAGCCCUAAAACCUUCCAUCCAGUAAACAAAGGCUACACAUUAUCUAUCUGGACAUUUAUUGUUGGAAAAAGAAUGAUAAUUUUGGAAAAAGAAUGAUAAUGGUAAUUGCAAUCUUGUAUGACAUAAAAUGUAUGUUUUGUUUG
Messenger RNA from Brienomyrus brachyistius, 1411 nucleotides. Its product is annotated as apoptosis regulatory protein Siva-like. Bases 161 to 625 code for a protein of 154 amino acids. Lineage: Eukaryota; Metazoa; Chordata; Actinopteri; Osteoglossiformes; Mormyridae. Gene Ontology annotation, biological process: extrinsic apoptotic signaling pathway. Gene Ontology annotation, molecular function: CD27 receptor binding. The record is from RefSeq and is a predicted model, not a curated record. The transcript is spliced from 6 exons.